GAGAAGACGAGAAACUUGCUGCUUCUUUGCUCGACGGGAAGUUUCCCCGGAGCACAUCCAUGCAAGACACUGUUAGGGAAGGACACGGGAUUCCACCGCCACCCCAGACAGCCCCACCUCCGCCUCCUUCUCCCUAUUACUUCGACACGGGCCCCCCUCCAUCCUUCUCGCCGCCCCCACCCCCAGGGAGAGCUUACGACACCAUCAGAUCAAGCUUUAAGCCCAGCCUGGAGGCCAAACUGCACGGCCUCCCGCAGGUCAUCAGCGCAGCCGAGAUGUACGACCAGGCCAGGACUUCCAUCCCUUACCCCGAGCGGCAGAAGAGGGCUCGAUCCAUGAUAAUCCUCCAGGAUUCCUCCCAUCUCCCCGUGGAGCCCACGGAGAUCCCCCGGCCCGGCCCGUCCGCCACCCCCCCGGAGAAGCUGAAGCGGAAGGGGAGGGUCAUCGACAACCCCUACGCCAACAUGGGGCAGUUCAACGUGAGCCUGUUCGCGCCCACCAAGCCGCAGAGGAAGAAGAGCCCCCUGGUGAAGCAGCUGCAGGUGGAGGACGCGCAGGAGCGGGCGGCGCUGGCCAUCACCGGGGGCUUCAGCAGGGAGCCCUCGCCCACCCGCCGGGGCCACCGCCUGGGCGGGGUGGAGUACCAGCACCACGCCGGCAUCGCUCAGGUCGAAGCCACGAGCAUCCCCUUCGCCACUGCCAUCGCUGGCGUCAUGAAGGACCGAGACCGUCGCCUGGAUGAGAGGCGGAAAUCCACUGUCUUCCUCUCGGUCGGGGCCAUCGAGGGGACGCCCCCCCCGCCCAGCGAGAUGCCGUCCCUGCAGCAGUCCAGGUCCAUCGAUGAGCGGUUGUUAGGAAGCCGAGAUGUUCUACUGCCUUCCCCCGUCUCAGCUUUAAAGCCAUUAAUUAGCAGCUCAUCCUCGACGUUCAUCCACCCCCUCACGGGAAAGCCCCUGGAUCCGAACUCCCCACUGGCGCUUGCGCUGGCCGCAAGGGAACGGGCCCUCUCCACCCAAGUCCCAUCCCGGUCGCCCACCCCGAUCCACAGCCCCGACUCGGACAGAGCAGCACCCCUGUUUGUGGACAUCCAAACCAAAGAACCAGAGAGGGGCGACUUGGAGAGCUUGGUGUCCCCCGCGUACUCCCCCGGAGGCAAAGCAGUGAUCGGAGCGAUCGGAGCAGACUCUGGGACUUUGGCCCCCGCCAAGAGCCCGUGGGGGACUCCGUCCACACUGAGGAAAGAGACCGAGGCCCGAGCGGAGACGCCGGGGAAGGAGGAGAAGAAACCGGAGGACAAGAAGUCCAUGAUCAUCAGCAUCGUGGACACGUCGCAGCAGAAGACCGCCGGCCUCAUCAUGGUCCACGCCACCAGUAAUGGCCAAGACGAGAUAGGACUUGAGAUAAAAGAGGAGACCCCGGCCGUCCCCGAAGCUUGCACGGAGCCGGCCGAGUCCCCCAAGGCAGAGCCCCAGCCCAGCCCCGUGGGGAAGCCCCCGGUCAGUCCCGCCGCCGACAAGACGCUGGGCCAGGGGAGCUCGGAGGAGGAGGUGGAGCCCUACACGGUCACGCUCCCGCCGGCCCAGCUGUCCUCGAGCGACGAGGAGACCAGGGAGGAGCUGGCCAAGAUAGGGCUGGUGCCCCCGCCCGACGAGUUUGCGAACGGGGUCCUGGUCACCACCCCCGGCACGCCCGUGAGCCACCUGGCUACGCCCAGCACGCCAUCCAUACCAGCGGCAGCAGUAGCACCUUCUACCACUGGCGGAACACCCUCAGGGAAGCCCUCCGAUGCCCCCGCAGCCCCGGAGUCCGCCGCGGACUCGGGAGUGGAAGAGGUGGACACCAGAAGUUCAAGCGACCAUCACCUGGAGACCACAAGCACCAUCUCCACGGUCUCCAGCAUGUCUACGUUGUCCUCAGAGAGCGGGGAGCCCACCGACACGUACACUUCCUUUGCGGAUGGACAAACUUUUAUACUCGAGAAGCCACCAGUGCCUCCAAAGCCAAAACUCAAGUCCCAGCUCAGCAAGGGGCCAGUUACUUUCAGGGACCCACUUUUGAAGCAGUCUUCGGACAGCGAGCUCAUCUCCCAGCAACAUGCGGCCACGCUGGCGUCCGCCAGCAUCGGCCGGCCACGCUACCUCUUUCAGAGAAGGUCCAAGCUAUGGGGGGACCCCAUGGAGAGCAGGCCCAUCCAUGGGGCUGACGAUGACAAGCCAACUGUGAUCAGUGAGCUAAGUUCCCGACUCCAGCAGCUGAACAAGGAUACGCGGUCGCUGGGGGAGGAACCGGCCGGGUCCACCUUAGAUCCCGGGAAGAAGUCGCCGGUGGUCGCGGCACGACUUUUCAGUAGUUUAGGAGAACUCAGCACCAUUUCCCAGCGGAGCUCCGGGACCACCUACACAGUCCGACCUGGCAGUCGCUACCCCGUCACCCGCCGCACCCCCAGCCCCGUGAAGCCGGCUCUGGACCGGACAGAGCCCCUCAGCACCGUCCGGCCCUACGGCCUGACCCCCCCCACCAUCCUCAAAUCUUCCAGCCUCUCCAUCCCCCACGAGCCCAAGGAGGUGCGUUUCGUGGUGCGGAGCGUGAGCGCCCGGAGCCGCUCCCCGUCCCCGUCGCCGUCGCCGGGGCCGCCCCUGCACACCCUGCACCCGCCGCGGCCCUUCAUGCAGAAACCCCUCCACCUGUGGAACAAGUACGACGUCGGGGACUGGCUGGAAAGCAUCAACCUGGUGGAGCACCGCGACAAGUUCGAGGACCACGAGAUCGAGGGCACUCACCUGCCCGCCCUCACCAAGGAGGACUUCGUGGAGUUGGGGGUGACCCGUGUGGGGCACCGGAUGAACAUUGAGCGGGCGCUCAAGCAGCUGGUGGACAGCUGACCGUCCCCGGCAGCGCCGGCCUCGCCGGAGCCGCCGCGGGAAGGGGGGGCGUUUCUACCAGGCCAAUAAAACCCACUUGGAUUCUC
Messenger RNA from Empidonax traillii (willow flycatcher), 2968 nucleotides. RefSeq names its product SH3 and multiple ankyrin repeat domains 3 (gene SHANK3). The record is from RefSeq and is a predicted model, not a curated record. NCBI's taxonomy places the organism in Eukaryota, Metazoa, Chordata, Aves, Passeriformes, Tyrannidae. Gene Ontology annotation, cellular component: postsynaptic membrane; dendritic spine; postsynaptic density. The transcript is spliced from 2 exons. The annotation marks the transcript as partial. Gene Ontology annotation, molecular function: synaptic receptor adaptor activity; ionotropic glutamate receptor binding.